Messenger RNA from Notechis scutatus (mainland tiger snake), 608 nucleotides. NCBI's taxonomy places the organism in Eukaryota, Metazoa, Chordata, Lepidosauria, Squamata, Elapidae. The record is from RefSeq and is a predicted model, not a curated record.
CGUUGGUGAGACAGCAGUGGGACGCCGUCUCGUGAAACUCCUCCUCCUCCAGAUCCUUCCCCCGCACUCUUGUGCCUAAAAGGGCUGGUUGGCACCGGCGAGGGAGGGCAGGCACGCGAGUUGCCACCGCCAUGCUGACCCUGAGGCAGCGGUGUGGGGCUCCGGGUUGCCCUCGAAGCGCCCCUUCGGCCAUGCGGCGGCUCGUCGGAGCCGUCUGCUUUUGCGCCGCGCUCUCGGUUGCCGCCGCCGGCUCUUUCGAGCUCACCAUUCUGCACACCAACGACGUGCACGCCCGAGUAGAGGAAACGAGCCGAGACUCCGGCAAAUGCACCGGGGAGGACUGCUACGGGGGCGUCGCGCGGAGGGCCGCGAAGAUCCGGGAGAUCCGCGCCUCGCAUCGCAACGUGCUGCUCCUGGAUGCCGGGGAUCAGUAUCAGGGCACCACCUGGUUCCACUACUUCCAAGGGCGCGAAGUGGUGAAGUUCAUGAACAUCCUGCACUACGACGCGAUGGUGAGCUGGCGGGAUGGGCGAAAGGGAGCGAGAGGGCGAGCGAGCAAGCGAGCUGGAAAAGUGGGGGAGGUGGAAAGGUGAAAAGAAAAUCCUUUU